UCGAUUCGUGUAGGUCGAUAUUCAGAUAGUCUUUGUAUACGUAAACACAGUUGAUUUGAAGUAGAACCAACGGGGAUAAUUUUGAUAAAGAAACGGAAUAUGUAACAGUAUUUAAGUAUGAAGGAUGCAGUUUGCUAAAUUUGUUCUAAGUACCGCAAUAGUGUGCGUACUAUUUUUAGUGGCGUUUGAUUCAGUUCCGUUUGCAAAUUGUUUCCUGACCUAUAAGUAGUAAAUAGUUUUGCUAAGUCAUGUUGUUUACAAAAUUUAAUACUUUCUGAUUGCUCAAUUUAUGAAUAAUAAUGACAUUUGAAAAGAGGGCGGAGAGGAAGGCGGUCUUCUUUUUCGUUAGAUAUCGGCAAACUCUCCCAGAUGUUGUCAAAGAGUUCCACACAGAAACUGAAAAAAUGUGAAAUUACUGCAAAGGGAAAAUCCAAAACCCAAAAAUGGAGUGCAUGGAUUCACCAAAAGACUCGUACUGUCCACGUGAUAAUUCAUGUAGCCAUGUGGGUUUGAAUAAGAACCUGGUCUUGCUGUCUUUUGCAGUAUGCUUUCUUAUCGUUUGGAAUAUUUCUUUGCAAUAUGAAAUAUAUUCAGUUUCAGUUGCAUUGAACGCACGCGCUAAGAACGAUGUUAAGAAAGAAUCGAUACCAAAUGGAAUAGAGGAUCCCGAAAACCAAAUGACCAGAUCGAAGAUCACCCUAGUAAGAGUGGCCCGCAAUAGUCGAAGAUUAAGAGAUCGAGUGGCAGACCUAGAAAUCAAAGUCAGAUCCCUGGAAGCUGCCAUUGUGAAAAAUAUCGUUCACCUUACCAUGAGUAACAACAUGAAUGACACGAUCUUGUACAGUAGAGUGAACAACAUCGCCAAUUGCACUGAACACAGGGGAUGUAUAAGAUGGGACUCCCCUUUAGCAGAGUUCCAGUAUUCGUUCAACUAUAUCAAAGAUGGGAACAACAUGCCGGUGGCAAUAAAAAUUCGAUCCCCGGGAAUGUACACUGUGUACGCACAACUGGCUAUCAGUGGACCAGAUUUAACCAAUACGUUUGACCCCAUAGUAGGAUUUGAAAUAGUACUACUACGAGGAACAAAUGAACGCAUUUUAUCAAAAGGACUUGUUACGCAGGAUCAGAGAGGGCGACGUUACCAUAAUAUAGUGAGAAGGCAGCACCCAGUCGACACAGUCUUGAUCCUGGGAACUUUCAAGUUCUUCUGCGAUGAUAUGGUAUAUGUUAGGCAAAUCGGGGUAACGGAGUUUAUUUUUAAGAGAGAUACGUCAUACUUCGGGAUAAUUCAGGGAAAUCCGACAAAUGCCCUUUUGCAUGGAGACCACAGUUGUAAUGCUCAACCAUCAAAAUAAAAGAGACGCCAUCUCACAUUCCCAAGUUAACUGCAUGCCUUUGGUUAUUCAUAAACAAAAUUAGAUGAAUUUGUUUUACCAAACUUAAACAAGUAUAGCGCGUAAAAUGUGGUGUUGGACAGAAAGUAAUCGAAAGCGUUCCUAAUUCAUUGUGCGUCAUCAGAAUUAAAACCUUUUUAAAAAUAACAUUAUCAAAUAAGAAAUGUCCAGAAUGUAUCGCGUUAUUUUCCUGAAAAUUCAUAGAAUGUUUAUGUAUUAUCUAUGUAAUUAAUUUAUUUCAAUUUGUAAAAGAAAGGGAUCUUAAUCAAUUAUAACAUGUUAUGUACAUGCGACUUUGUUCGUUGUUCAGUGAAAACUUUAUUUUUCAUAAUUUAAUGCACUCAUGUGUCAUAGUAGCGAGUACUCGCGGUCCGCCAUGAUAUAUAGAACAUUUUGUCGGAGGAAAGCCCCAAGAAGCUUUCUAUAAUUCUAUUAACAUCCAACGGAAAUCAGAAAAGAAACGUACGAAGAAAUUUAGAUAUUCAACAUCUGUUUUUCAUACUUCCAAGAGUUAUUUCGAUAUUUUUAUCAUCAAAAGCGUUUGCGCCUAUGGUCUAAUGACGGUGCAUGUUGGGCCGGUCAACAGGGGGGUGUUUACUCCUCCUAGGCACCUGAUCCCACCCCUGACAUGUCCUGGAGUCCAUGUUUUCGUAACUCUGUUUUGUAUUCCUUAUAGGAGUUAUGAGGUUGAUCAAUGUUCGUUAUCUUCACCUUUCAUUCCCUGAUUUGACGCGAGUAAAUUAUCAUAUAAAGGUGUUCCAAACAGACAAGCAUACUCUGCUGAUUAUUCAGUGCAUCAUUUCAUCCUAUAAUGUGCAUUGUCAAGUCUGAAUUCUUUUUUUUUUUUUUACAAAUUGUACCCUCAACAGAACUCAUUUGUGGAGGUCAGAUUAUUCACAUUUGUACGAAGUCCGCGAUAUUUUGAAAAAUACCAACACGUAUUAUUUGUAUACCCAGCAGUUGACUCGAUAGCACUCUGUUUUUCAAAUACACAUAAUAAACAUGAUUGACUGGACAUGCAAAGUUUUCCUAUUGUGCUAAUUAUUUUGUAAUUUAUACUUACUACGUCUUAUGUCGAUCACUAAAUGGCCAGUAACAAAUUAUUAUUCAAAAAAUCUUGGUUUAUAUCAUAUAGUGUUUUGAACUAAAAUCGAUAAUAUUUCGAAACGCUGUGUUAUAAUUGAAAUGUGUAUGCAUAAUGUAUAUUUCGUGUAUAUUGUGUAUUUUUUCAAGUUUUUAUUGGUUUUGUUUCGUUGUGGGGUUUUUGUAUAUUCGUUUGUUUUACUUUGUUUUUAUUUUGUUUGUAUGUAUGUUUUUGUUUUGUUGUGCUAUAUAUAUAUAUAUAUAUAUAUAUAUAUAUAUAUAUAUAAAUUCUUUUUUCUUGGUAUCGGGGUAGAAUAAAGUCAAAAAAUAAAAUCCAAUAUACUCGAACUUUUAUCUAUAAAAAUAAAUAUAAAGUUUGAGUAUAUUAGAUUUUAUUUAUUGCCUUUAUAUAUAUAUAUAUAUAUAUAUAUAUAUAUAUAUAUAUAUAUAUAUAUAAUCAAAGAUUCAGGGGCAUAUAGUUUUUCACCUAUCUGUCUGUGGUUAUUUAACCUUGGUCAUAUCUUUAACACCAUAAGAGGUAGAGCGUUCAUAAUUGAUAUGUCUUGUGGCAAGACCUUUCCAUGGACACUGAUGACCUUACCAUUGGCGUUUGACCCAGAAAAUUCGCCAUAUCAUUCAAAUCGUAAGAGGUGCUGCUUUUCUAUUUAGCAUGUGCAUUUCUCAUGAAAAGACUUUUCUAACGAUUCUAGAUUUGCUGACCUUUUGAUAUUAACGUUUGACCUAGAUUUUGGAAAUUUUAUAAUAAAAAAAAGUGUCUUAAAGUUCCGAUUUGUUUCAAUCCGGGGGCAUCAAUGUUUCACAAACACAUCUUGCUUUCGGCGUUGUCUGUGAACGUUUUCAACACCGUAGAAUGUGGAAACUAUUUAUUAACUCCACAUUACACUUCAUCUGGUAAUGAUGCGUUGUAUUUGAAGUGUUUUACUCGCUUUUCUUAUGAAUUAAAUUCAUUUUUAACCAAACAACCACCCCAAAACAAAAUAAUUUUUUUUAUAUGUUUAUGAAUAUCUUCAACAAAUUAUAUAUAUAUAUAUAUAUAUAUAUAUAUAUAUAUAUAUAUAUAUAUACAAUUUGUAAAAAGAAUUCAGUAUUUGAUAUAGUAAAUACAUCCUAUAAUAGAAGUCAAGAAACACAAAACACGUAUAACAUUUCACUGUUAGCGCUUUCGGCUUUAAUGCCUCUUCAUACUGUCAUGUUUUGUGUUUCUUGACUUUUAUUAUUGGAUAUAUAUAUAUAUAUAUAUAUAUAUAUAUAUAUAUAUAUAUAUACAUGAACUAAAAUCAGUAAUAUUUCGAAACGUUAAAAUUGAAAUGGUUUUGUGUAUAUGGUGUAAUUGUUUUAUUUUGUAUUGUUUCAUUUAGCUUUAUUGUUAGGUUUUUGUUUAUUGAUUUGUUUUGUAUGGGAUUUUUGUUUCGAGGCAUGUACAUAGCAUUUGGACUGUAAAAUGGCGAUUUACUCAUGCAUAUACCUUCGUAUUCGCAGAUUUGUUUCCCUUUUAAUUCAUAGUAAGUAAUUUAUUUGUUAUGGUGGCAUGUGUAAUAUAACAUUUGCAUUUCAGUAAGUUACGAGUUGAUAUGAUUUUACACCCGGCCCAUAUGUUAAUUUAAUUAAGAAAUUUAACACAAUGAACGAUGGCUGCGUAUGUACAAUUCAUAAUUACUGAAAGUUUAUCAUUUGAUUAGAAAAAUAUUAUUAAUAUUAAAUCGUUUCUGCAACAAUCAACAGUCUCUUGUAACGUGAUAUAUUUCAGAAUUUUUUUUAUUUUUUAUUAUUUUUUUUGGAAAUACACGAGGCCGUGGGCUGCUACGAUUUACGCCAGCAUACAGGAAGGGCGUUAGCGCUGUGGAAAAAAAAAAUGCUGGUGUGAGGCGUUGCUCGUCAUACCCUCAUCUUUUCAAAACUGAAAUUCAUCCCUUUAUAUUUACAUUUGGCUUUCAUUUCUGUCGGAGUAUAUUCCCUGCCGUUAAAGAAAGUCACAUUAAUUAUUACAUUUACAUGUAUUAAGAUUUAUACGCAAUUUUUCCAUAGUUAUGAGCAAAAUAGCAUCCGCAAUUAUAUCGCUUGGGUUCGAAUUUACUAUUAAAGUAAAGGUAAUAUCAGUGGCGGAUUUAAGGGGGACGCAGCCCCCCCCCCCUAAAAUUUUCAAAUUUAAGGUAAAUCGUGGUAUCUUGUUUAGAAAAAUGUACUAAAUGAUAAAAGGAGCAAUGAUUUCUUCCACUUCCGGAGAAAUAAAUGACAAUAUCUUUUAAUUUCUUGAAUUACUUCAUUGGGAGAACUUAAUUUUUUCCAAAAACCCUUAAAAUUUGCGUCGUUUUAUUAAUUUCACCUUAUUAGAAAUAAUAGAAAAUAGUACAAAUGACUAAAUAGGAGACAUAUUUCAAGCCCUAUAAAAUCUGUAAAAUUCAGGAGCUUCCAGGGGCUUCGCCCCCUGGGCCCCCACCAGGGCUUUGCUAUGGACCCACUGGGGGCCUCAAGGCGGCCUCCAGACCCUCCUGCCUCACAAAAUGGCGUCUCCCGUAACUGCAAUUCCUGGAUCCGCCCCAGAAUAUAGGGAUAGAGUUCUAUAUAUCUUUACUCUUUAAUAAUGCAUUCGAUCCCAAGCGAUAUAAUUGUCAGUGGAAAAUGUGGCUAUCAUUUCAAUUGGUAAAGAUAUGGAAAGUAAAAGCAUUGGAAAUGUAAAUAUUUGUCAAUAUCGUCGUCACGGUCAAUAGCGCCAAAUCCAGUGUAGGUAGUUCAUGUACAUAUCUUUUUAUGUCUAUCAGACAUCUGAGAAAAAAAUAUAUCAUAGGGCCUUGUAUAUAUGUUAUUUUCAAGGUUAUAUCUUACGGUGUAAAAUCUUUCAAUUCUAAACCUAACACAGUGGUUAUCUUAUCAGACUAUCACGAUGCCCCCUCUUUACAAGACUGUGUUGUUGAUUGCGUGUUUAUCUUUUUUUGGGGGGAUGGGGGUGGGGUUGUAUUUUUGUUUUGUUUUGGGGGUUGUACAUGCAUGUUCAGUUUUCUUUGUUCAACUACUUGUUAGUUUUGUCAGUUAUAAUGAUUGUUUCUAAAUUUGAUUUUGGGAAAAAAUAACAAUAAAUGUACAUUUUGCACAUUCAA
Molecule: messenger RNA, 5593 nt
Organism: Ostrea edulis (European flat oyster)
Lineage: Eukaryota; Metazoa; Mollusca; Bivalvia; Ostreida; Ostreidae
Exons: 7
Coding region: 444-1355 (303 amino acids)
Molecular function (GO): protein binding
Source: RefSeq, a predicted model, not a curated record